CUCGUGGCCAAGCUGCUCCUGCCCACCCUCAGCAGCCUGGCCUUCCUCCCCACCGUCAGCAUCGCCGCCAAGAGGCGCUUCCACAUGGAGGCCAUGGUCUAUCUCUUCACCAUGUUCUUCGUGGCGAUAAAGAACCUGAGGCCAGAGAGGCUGAGCCGCGUCUGGGGAGCACCGGGCUUCCUUGGCCGCGGGCUGAGCCGGUCCAGUAGCUCCUCCCGGGACCCGGCUCGGGUGAGAGCCACGGCGUCUAUUCGAGAUGAGACACCGGGCACGUGGUGGACGUGGGACUCCUGUGCGGCACUGGCCGACUUCGACGAACCCAAGCGGUCAACCUUCGUGAUGUUCGGGGUCCUCACCAUUGCCGUCCGCGUCUACCACGACCGCUGGGGCUACGGGGUGUACUCGGGCCCCAUUGGCACAGCCGUCCUCAUCAUCGCGGCUAAGUGGCUGCAGCAGAUGAAGGAGAAGAAGGGGCUGUACCCCGACAGGAGCGUCUACACCCAGCAGAUAGGCCCCGGCCUCUGCUUCGGGGCCCUGGCCCUGAUGCUGCGCUUCUUCUUCGAGGACUGGGACUACACCUAUGUCCACAGCUUCUACCACUGCGCCCUGGCCAUGUCCUUCAUCCUGCUGCUGCCCAAGGUCAACAAGAAGGCGGGGAGCCCGGGGCCCCCGGCCAAGCUGGACUGCUCCACUCUGUGCUGCGCCUGUAUCUGACCUUGACCCCCGAC
Myotis brandtii (Brandt's bat) is the source of this 728-nucleotide messenger RNA. It is a transcript of the gene MYMK, whose product is annotated as transmembrane protein 8C. The transcript has 5 exons. Gene Ontology annotation, cellular component: plasma membrane. The annotation marks the transcript as partial. NCBI's taxonomy places the organism in Eukaryota, Metazoa, Chordata, Mammalia, Chiroptera, Vespertilionidae. The record is from RefSeq and is a predicted model, not a curated record.